Phytophthora nicotianae INRA-310 is the source of this 3215-nucleotide messenger RNA. RefSeq lists its product as hypothetical. Bases 27 to 3029 code for a protein of 1000 amino acids. The record is from RefSeq and is a predicted model, not a curated record. Lineage: Eukaryota; Oomycota; Peronosporomycetes; Peronosporales; Peronosporaceae. The transcript has a single exon.
UCGACGCCGCGUCGCACACGAACGCCAUGGUGCUGCACGCCAGCAGCUCCAGCUCUCUCUCGAGCGUCGCCACCGACAAGCGCAGUAUGGCGUACAGCAGCAGCAACAACAGUACUACCCUCCAUAGACUCACCGAUGAUCCGGGUUCCUUCGGCUCCAUGCUGGACCAGCUACAUGCCGAGCAAAAGGGCACUAUCGAAGCACUGACUUGCCAAGUCGAGUUCUACCGCCAACGCGAAGAGCGCGCUCGUCAGGAGCUCACGACCCUGCGGCGCUGCUUGCCACUGGCCAAGGGUGACGACGCCUCCGCGUCCGUGGCCAAGCUGGCGAGCGAGAACCGCGCGCUAGGCGACGAGCUGGAUGCUCUGCGCGCCAAGAAGUGCAGCUGGGACAGGGAACGUGCGCGCCUCGAGCGUCAAAAGAAAGAACUUGACCGCCAGCUAAGGGACUCCAAGCAGACUCUCACGAGCUUCUCGCAGGCUAUUGAGCAACUGGAGAUCAAGAUGCAGCGCAAGGAGGCCGAAGUACAGACACGCUGUCUCGAACUGGAGCAGAAGUUGGGCGACAAGACGAAUGAGUGUGAACAGCUACAGCAGGAUAAGGCGAACAUGCAGCAGCAACUGGAGAACCUCCAGACAGCCAGCGAUGAGAACGCGCGACUGCGAGCUGAGUUGCGGACGCUGCUACAGACUACAGGACGCAACUUCAACGAAAGCGCGAGUAGCUCACGGUUCUCGUCGGAGAUUAAUAGUAUCAGUGAGAAGUUUAGCAGCUUGGAAGAUGAGAACCGCAGACACGAAGCAGAGAUCCAGGAGCUGCAGCGGAGAUUGGCAGCCUCUGCUGCGGAGGUGUCGAUGGCUCAGCUGGAAAUUGAGCGCAAGAACAGCGAGAUCAAGGAGAUGCAGCUGAAGCUAGACAACUCGACUAAUAUGCUGACCCUUCGAGAGCAGUUGCUGGUGUCGGACGGCAGUUCCAGGAAAGAGAUUGAGGCGCAGCGACAGGAGCUUUCGACGCUAGUGGCGACCUUGCAGCGUGAGAAGAGCGAGCUACAGAGCGAGAUCUCCAGUCUGCACAGGGAACAAGAGGUCACCAAGGCUGAACUACAGACGGUGAAAUCUCGUCUAUUCACGAAAGAUCAUUCGUUGCUCGUAUCCACACUACGCAGUGAAGUGGCUUCUCUAAAGGAGCGCCUUCGCAGCGAAUUUAUGCACGAGAAGGACAGUUUGAAAACGGAGACGCAGACUUUGAGGCAAGAAAUCACGCUGCUACGAGGACGCUUGGCAGAUAAAGACCUUGCAGCCCGCAGUCUCGAAAAUGAGCUGGUUCGCACCGACGAGAAGCAGAAACAGGCAGAUUACGAUAUCCGACAGUUGAAGGAGCAGAUCUACCGACUGGAAACUGAGCUGGACCAGUCCCGAUCCAAGUACCAGCAGCUUCAGCAGUGCCGAACGUCGUUAGCUGAGCAGCUGGACUUUGGAUUUAAGGAACUGUUGGAUGACGAGGAGAGUGCGGCAUCAGCACACGAAGAGUUGGAGAAACUUCGGAGCGAACUCAGUCGUAUUAAGAAGGAAAAUGCUGCUCUAGAAACUGAGCGACAAACGUUCAUGGAGGAGCAGGAGCGCGUUGACUGUAUCAAUCGUGAGUCUUCCAUGCGCCAGAAUGAGAAGAUCGACGAACUGUAUCGCCAACUGAUGGAGAAGGAGGAGAUCAUCACGUCGUUGAAGAAUGCCGAACGCCAAGUCGCUUUGCUGCAACAGGAAAAGGAAUCGUGGGAGGGUAACGUCACUGACGUUCGCUUACGAUGUGAAAGUCGAGUGGAAUCGGAAGUGCGUAAGGCUGAUGGUCUCCGCUCUCGGAUUGAGCAACUGGAGCAGGAUAAAGCGUCACUGAAGCAGCAGAUCGACGCUCUCGAAGAAGAAAGCGCAACUUGGAAUGAGAAGUUGCACAUGUCCGAGCUAUCUCUCAGCCAGAAAGACCAGGUGGUACAAGAACUCAAGCGCGACAUCGCUCGUCUUGAAGAGGAGUUGGCUGACGCAACCCAGCGCGUUGACAGCGGACGUCAAGAGAUCACGACCCGCGAACAGAAAUUGUUGAAGGAGCGCAAGAAAAUGGAGCGCGAGAUGGUUCAGCUUGUACACCGAAUCGAGAUCGCUGGCCAGCGUAACUUCGAGCUGGGUGAGAAGGUUAUUGCACUUGCAAAGCAGUCCAAAGUGGAUCAAACGGACCGUGUGGCGUUGAGUUCUCAAGUGAAGAGCUACAAGGAUCAGGUGAAGACACUGGAAAAUCAACUUGGACAGAUUCAUCGUCGCAAUGGACAGGAAUUCGAUACCGUUCGAGACUUUCAGCGGAAACUGGAUGAUGUUACAUGCUUGAAGGAGAGCUAUCACGUAGAGAUCAACAAGCUGCGACAGACGCUGGAGCAUGUGCAGAACGAGUACGGUGUGGCAAAGCAGCAGCGCGAUGAGGCUAUCAAGCGUGUCCGACUUCUCGUGCAGUGCCGAGAUGAAAUGAAGGUGACAGCAGAGGACCACACGACGGAGCUGGUGGAAGAGAUCGAGGCGCUGCAGCAUCAGAUGGACAGCGAACGCAAAAGGUGUGCAGUGCUGCUAGCCAACGAGAAGACACUAUUGCGUGAUCUCCAAGAGCGGAACGCUGCCAUCACGAAGCUGCAGCGCACCAUUUCAGUGCUUCAGCAUCAAAUCCACGAUAAACCCAGUAGCAAUGAUCGAUCCAGUAGCUCGAUUUCUGGUCACAGACGGCGAUCUCGUGGUAGUAACAGUGCUGGCUCACCGGUGAGCAGCAGCAACCAGUCCACAGUUCCCACAACGAGCUCCCCGUCUCCUCACCGCCGCCAUAGCCGUCAUUCCGAGCCACAACAGCAGCAACAGCAGCAGCAGCAACAACUUCAUUCUAGCUUGGCAUCGAGCAGCGGGUUCACCAUGACGCCGGCGAAGGAGAUGGAGCAUCUACUGAGCAACUUGGAGCACAUCUCGGACUUCUCAGCUCAAAUGCAACAGCUCCAGCCUUAAUUUAUUGCUAGUCGGUAGGAAAUAGUGUUGUACCGGUAAAUGUAAUCGUGUAGCAAACAACAACGCAAUUUUGUCUAGGAUCUUUCAGAGGCGGAAGCUGAAGUUGAAAACGGUCCAUCGACACGUCGUGCAAUUGUGUUAAUCGCGUUGUUGUUGCAGUCGCUCGUCGUCCACCAACGAUCCAGC